AUGGAAAUUCCAGCAACACACAGUGCACAAUUCAAGGUUGAUUUGCAAGAGGUGGUCGCAUAUGUACCUCUGUACAUUUAUGUCACCUCCCCAACGGGAUUUCGAACUGUUGAUUCACCCCCUGGUUUAGACCCUGUAGGUACCAACAAGAAACUAAUAGUCGACACCUUGAACAUAUUUACCCCACUUGGCCGAAGAGAUCACGCGCUGCUGCUCUUUCGGCACGUCUUUUGCUCGAAAUGCAUCAAUGAGAAUAUG
Dicrocoelium dendriticum is the source of this 258-nucleotide messenger RNA. Lineage: Eukaryota; Metazoa; Platyhelminthes; Trematoda; Plagiorchiida; Dicrocoeliidae. The record is from the annotation of a GenBank genome assembly.